CAUUGGUCAAGUGUUGUAUAUUUUAUUCGAAAUUGAGCAUGCGGUAAUGGCCCACAAUGUAAUAUAAGAUUGUACAUUUUUCAGACUCUGAAGAAGAUGUACAGAAAUUUAGAACGGAGGAGAAGCGUCGUCUUUGUAAGAGAUCAAGAGAAAAAAGAAUGCCCAAAGAUCAGGAAAAGUUCAGACAGCAACUAGUUAAACGAAAGAAUGACACAGACCUGGUAUUUGAAUUGGAGACUCAAAAACGGAGAGAUGUUACAGAGGAACUGAAAGAAUUGCGAAGGACCAACGCACUGCUACAGAGAGCACUUUGCUCCAAAGUGUUUGAGCUCGAGUCAAGACUCCUGGAGCAGUGGCCUGGCAGCAGCACACCUCUAUCGCAUCUGACUGCCACUUCAAGUGCCAUGUUGCCCGAAUCUCCAGAAAAUGAACACCUUGAAACUGCGCAUCUGACUGCCACUUCAAGUGCCAUGUUGCCCGAAUCUCCAGAAAAUGAACACCUUGAAGCUGGUGAAGAUUGCAGCACUUCUUAUGAAGCCUGUGGACAAGGAUCGAAAAGCCCCUGCAAUGAUGCUUUUGUGGCCACUGCUUCAGACCAAGAGAGAAACUCAAACGAUUACCAUGGUGAGCAAAAAACAGCGGUGGGUCAACAAAGAGAGGAUGGCAAGGUGUGCGCAGGUCAAAACGUGUGGAUUGACAUGGAAACCUGGGAGUCCCUAAUGGAGCAAGAGACAGACUCCAAGUUCUGCAGACUGGCCGCAGUCUCACUCUGGCCAGCCGACGUCCUUGCCAAGAGGAGCGUAACAGGCACGCUCCCCAACUCAGUGCUCUUCCGAGGCUAUCAUGAUCCAUUUCCAGCACUCACUCCAGCGAAACUGAGGGCAUUCAAAGAACUGUUUGGUCACUACCUUGACAAGCGCGGUGCUAAAGACAAGGAAAAAAAGGGUAGGCUCAAGAAGUUGCGGGUGCACCUUUCGCGCAAGAUAUCCGACCUCAGGCGCCCAAAGUCCCAAAGGAACAUCUUUCCACCAGCUGAUGCUAAACAAAGCACUGAAUGACACUUGAAGGUGCUUCGAAAAGAACUGUGCGCUUUA
Ixodes scapularis (black-legged tick) is the source of this 1094-nucleotide messenger RNA. RefSeq lists its product as uncharacterized. The record is from RefSeq and is a predicted model, not a curated record. Lineage: Eukaryota; Metazoa; Arthropoda; Arachnida; Ixodida; Ixodidae. Gene Ontology annotation, biological process: negative regulation of DNA-templated transcription. The coding region runs from base 159 to 1058 and encodes 299 amino acids. The transcript has 9 exons. Gene Ontology annotation, molecular function: DNA binding.